UGGCAUUUUAACAUCUAUUUGAAAGAUUUGUUGGGUGAAAUCUUGGGGAUUUUGGGUCUUGAAGUUGUGAUUUGGAGCUUUUAAGGGAUAAAAAUGAGUUCAAAUGCUUCAUCAGGUGUGGUACAAGUAGGCAAGCUGUUGGUACUUAUUGCUGAGAAUGGUCAAUCAUAUGAGCUGAAUUGUGAUGAAUAUACACUUGUUGAUGCUGUCCAGCAAUUCUUAGAGUCUGUCUCUGGGAUUCCAAUUAGUGAUCAGCUUCUCUUAUGCUUAGAUGUGAAACUUGAAUUGCAUUGUCCACUUUCUACUUACAAGCUCCCAUCCGAUGACCGAGAAGUUAUCUUGUUUAAUAAAGCUAAAAUGAGGAGCAACGCGCCACCUCCAUUACCCGAGCAAGUUGAUAUGAUCGAUAUUCCUGAUCCGCCGUUACCAUCGUCCAAUCACGAUCCCCACCCUUUGGAUGAUGCCACGGACCCCGCCUUAAAAGCCUUGCCUUCUUAUGAGAGGCAAUUCAGGUUCCACUUCCAGCGCGGUCGUUCCAUUUACAGCUGUUCCCAAAUGAGGACCGAGAUUUGUGAGAGGCUUCUACUAGAGCAAAAAGUGCAAGAACGGGCGUUAGGGAUAGCUAGGGGGAAUCUUGAUCACUUUUAUGGGAUGAUAGUGCAAAAUUACAAUGACUUUUUGAAGUGUUACUCGCAGCAAUAUCGUAGCCAUUCUAACUUGCUGACUAAUUUCGGAAGGGAUAUAGAAAAGUUGAGGUCUUGCAAACUUCAUCCUGCUUUGCAGACUGCUAACCGCAAGUGUUUGCUGGAUUUCGUGAAAGAAGAGAACUUGCGGAAGUUGGCAGAGGAUUGUAGCGGUUCCCACAGGCAGUUUGAGCAUAAAGUGUCUGAAUUUAAGCUCGAGUUUGGAGAGCUAGAGCACAAUGCUAAGCAGUUAUUUUCUACCAAGGGUUCACAUCUUAUUAGGGAAGUGGAACUAGCUAUCAGAGACCAUCAGAAAUAUGUCAGUGAGCAGAAAAGCAUAAUGCAGGCUUUGAGCAAGGAUGUGGAUAUGGUCAAAAAGCUCGUGGAUGACUGUUUGACCGAUCAGUUAUCAUCGUCACUCCGUCCACAUGAUGCUGUUUCGGCCUUGGGACCAAUGUAUGAAUUCCAUGAGAAAAGUUACCUUCCCAAGAUGCAGGCUUGUGAUGGUGCAAUCUCCAAUUUGGUUGAGUUCUGCAAGGAUAAAAAGAACGAAAUGAACAUUCUUGUUCAUAAUUACAUGCAAAAGGUAGCAUAUAUCCAGUACACCAUCAAAGAUAUACGAUGCAAAUUUGCUGUUUUCCAGGAAGCUUUGAGGCGUCAAAGUGAUUUAUUUGAGCACUUAAAAGUGGUCCGAGGGAUUGGCCCUGCAUACAGGGCAUGCCUUGCCGAAGUGGUAAGAAGAAAAGCUGCAAUGAAACUAUACAUGGGAAUGGCCGGUCAAUUAGCUGAGCGGCUUGCAACUAAGAGGGAGGCAGAAGUUCGUAGAAGAGAGGAGUUUCUUAGGGUAAAUAGUGCAUUUAUUCCCCGGGAUAUUUUGGCUUCCAUGGGACUGUAUGAUACCCCUAACCACUGUGAUGUCAAUAUAACUCCUUUUGACACUAAAUUGCUCGAAGUUGAUAUCUCAGACAUCGAUCGCUAUGCUCCUGAGUAUCUAUUGGGAAAGCAUGGGACCUUGAAGAGUCCACUUUCCAUGUCUAAUGACGGUUCUCAGUUAGCGGAAACUGAGAUAAGUGACUUCGCAGAGAAUAUUGCUUGUGAGGAAUUACUUCAGGGCUCGGAGGUUCUGGAUAUUGCUGGAACUAGCAAAAUGGAAGUGGAAAAUGCAAAAUUGCGGGCUGAACUUGCUUCUAAAAUAGCCUUUAUGUGUUCUACCUGUCCUGAAUUUGAUUAUGAAUCACUUGAUGAUAGUAAAAUUGAUAGUUUACUAAAAGAAGCAAGAGAGAAAACUUCUGAGGCUCUACAUCAGAAAGAAGAGUAUGAAAAAUACCUUCAAUCUAUGCUUAAGGCGAAGCAAAUUCAAUGUGAAUCUUAUGAAAAACGGAUUCAGGAGUUGGAACAGAGGUUGUCUGAUCAUUACUCGCAAGGGCACACACAUUCUGCUGAUGAGGGUGUAUCUAACUUAACUGCUUCAGCUGUGAAGAACGAUGACAACAAAUCAGAUGUGUCAGGUGUUGGAGAACCUCACAUGACACAUAUGCCUGCUGAAGUCAUGGAUGAGGUUUCUAGUUCAUCAAAUAUCCAACCUGAUAAUAUGGCUGAUUCCUCUGGUAUGUUAAACCCUCAUUUGGAUUCAUCUAUGCUAGAUCCACAUCGUGAUGAAGAGCAUGAAAACCUUCCCGAGAAAGACAAGAAAGAUAUGGCACUUGCAACAAGUUCCAUGGCUGAGAGUAUAUCCCAGCCUCAGACCGACAUGCCUUCUGAAGUAACUGCUGAACAAGCUUCGGAGGCUAAAGCUAGAGAGGAUCUUCUCCUGGAGUUGCAAGGUGUUGUGGCUGAUAAAUCAAAGUUACUGGAUGAAAGCGAAAGCAAGGUGAAAUCCUUGACAGAGGAGGUGUCUAAGCUGGUGAGGGAGUUGGAGAUCAGAGGGAAGCUUCUUGAUGAAUCUCAGAUGAAUUGUGCUUAUUUAGAGAAUUGCCUUCAUGAAGCAAGAGAGGAAGCUCAAACCCAUCUAUGUGCAGCUGAUAGAAGGGCCUCAGAGUAUAGCUCAUUGCGUGCUUCUGCAGUCAAAAUGCGCAGCCUCUUUGAAAGAUUGAGAGCAUGUGUUUUGUCCGGUGGUGUGGCUAGUUUGGCUGAGUCCUUGCGUGCAUUAUCUCAAUCGUUAGCCAAUUCAAUCAAUGAAAACGAUGUGGAUGGCUCAGCUGAAUUCCUCGAAUGCAUCCGAGUACUUGCUGAUAAAGUUGGUACAUUAUCAAAGCAUCGAGCAGAGCUGGCUGAUAAAUGUUCCAAGAUUGAUGCUGCAAAUAAGCAGGUAUCAAAGGAGUUGGAAGAAAAGAAAGAAUUGGUUAAUACCCUCUACAAAAAGCAUCAACACGAGAAGCAGGCAAACAAAGAGAAGAUAUCAUUUGGGCGUUUAGAAGUCCAUGAGAUUGCAGCAUUUGUCCUCAACGCUACUGGAAAUUACGAGGCUAUCAAUCGAAACUGUCCUCGUUACUACCUCUCUGCAGAAUCCGUUGCUCUGUUUACUGACCAUCUUCCAAAUCGUCCAAGCUAUAUCGUAGGGCUGGUUGUGCAUAUUGAACGACAGACUGUGAGGGCCUCACCCUCAACAUCAUCAGUUCGAGCUGACCAUGAUAGAGAUCGUUUAGAUAUAAUGCUGACUUCUGACACAGGAACCAGUCGUUUGUCCUUGAAUUCAGGAUCAACUACGAACAACCCUUAUGGUCUACCUGUUGGCUGUGAAUACUUUGUCGUGACAGUAGCCAUGUUACCUGAUACCACUAUUCAUUCACCACCACCUUCCUGAUCUGAUGAAUGGAAAAUGAAAGAAAUGAGGGAAGAAAUCAAAAUUGUACAGAAUGAUUUAUAUAGUUAACUAGUAGUACUCUUCUUUAGAGGGAUUCUUUGCUUGAUUUCCUAUUGUACAGCUGAUGAUGAAAAUCAAUCAGAGCUCUUCCUGUGUAUAAUUUGCUUUUUUCUUAUAAACAUGUGAAUAUUCAUCCUACUUUUAUUAUUGCCUUUAAUCAAACGUUUGAUGAUA
This is a messenger RNA of Lycium ferocissimum, 3720 nucleotides long. RefSeq names its product autophagy-related protein 11. Gene Ontology annotation, biological process: reticulophagy; positive regulation of protein phosphorylation; autophagy of mitochondrion. Gene Ontology annotation, cellular component: extrinsic component of membrane; phagophore assembly site membrane; Atg1/ULK1 kinase complex. Gene Ontology annotation, molecular function: protein kinase binding; molecular adaptor activity. NCBI's taxonomy places the organism in Eukaryota, Viridiplantae, Streptophyta, Magnoliopsida, Solanales, Solanaceae. The coding region runs from base 94 to 3486 and encodes 1130 amino acids. The record is from RefSeq and is a predicted model, not a curated record. The transcript has 6 exons.